Messenger RNA from Stegodyphus dumicola, 864 nucleotides. Its product is annotated as piggyBac transposable element-derived protein 4-like. NCBI's taxonomy places the organism in Eukaryota, Metazoa, Arthropoda, Arachnida, Araneae, Eresidae. The record is from RefSeq and is a predicted model, not a curated record.
AUGAGCAUCUUUCUUGCUCUACUGUUACUACAAGGCAUAGUACAAAAACCUGUUGAAAGAUGUUUUUGGUCAAAAAGGCCCAUUCUUGAUACUCCUUUCUUCGGAAAGAUUAUGACCGAAAGAAGAUUUUCACUAAUAAUGAAAUUUUUGCAUUUUGAAGAUAAUUCUACAUUAAAGGGAAAAAAUUAUCCCAAUCCCAAACUGAAAAACAUUCAUACUCUGCAUGAAAUGAUAAUUUCAAAUUUCAAAACUGUGUACAUUCCUGAGAAAGAUAUUAGUAUCGAUGAGUCCCUAAUAGCAUACAAAGGAUUAUUAGGUUGGAAGCAGUUCAUUCCUUCUAAAAGAGCAAGAUUUGGAAUUAAAUUGUUUCAGCUAUGUGAGGCAGAAAGUGGAUACAUAUGGAACUCUAUAAUUUAUACAGGAAAAGGUACUACGUUCCAUAAAGACUAUGACCAUUAUGAAUUGUCUGUUAAAAGCGUUAUGACACUUAUUCAUGAUUUAUUAGGCAAAGGCUAUUUCCUUAUGAAAGAUAAUUUUUAUACUUCGCCAGAACUUGCGGAACUGUUAAUUAAUCAAAAAACUGAUAUUUGCAGAACUCUGCGGGAUUCCAGGAAAAGUUUACCCCAUGCGAUUAAAUUACAAAAAGUGAAAAAAGAGGAAGUAAUUGCCUUUCAGAAAGGCAAAAUAUGUGUAUUGAAGUGGAAGGAUAAAAAGCCUUUAAGCAUGUUGUCAACUGUGCAUAAUAAUGAAAUGAUUGAAACAGCAAAAGGAAAAAAUUAUAUAUUAAAACCAUCCACAGUUGAGAGUACAACGAAAAAAUGGGCGGCGUUGAUAAAGCAGACCAGUGUCUGUCUUACUAUCUAG